AUGUUUACUGAUAUUGGUAAGGACGAGUCGGAGAUGAUCAAAUUUAAUGAAUUUAUUGAACUGAUUACGGGUAAAAUAAACUCACAGAGAUUUUUUUUCAACUUUUUGACAAUGAUAAAACGUACGAUUUCGUUCCAAGACUUAAAGCGUGUGUGUACCGAACUAGGCGAAACUUUGACGGAUAAAGAAAUGCAUGAGAUUAUUGAUGAAGCAGAUCGUGAUGGAGACGGACUGAAAAACGAGAAAGAAUUUUUUCGCGUUAUCAAAAAGCGUAACAGGAAUCCACUUGACGACCCCAGCGACGACGAUUGA
Messenger RNA from Plasmopara halstedii, 312 nucleotides. RefSeq names its product calcium-dependent protein 5. NCBI's taxonomy places the organism in Eukaryota, Oomycota, Peronosporomycetes, Peronosporales, Peronosporaceae. The transcript is spliced from 2 exons. The coding region runs from base 1 to 312 and encodes 103 amino acids. Gene Ontology annotation, molecular function: calcium ion binding. The record is from RefSeq and is a predicted model, not a curated record.